AUGAGCCCCAGCGAGGUCUUGGAGGAGGUCCGCCAGGCGGAAUUCGUGGCCUUCGACUUGGAGCUGACCGGACUCCAUGUAAAGAACGAGCGUUUCAUCGGCGUGGAGCGCUGCUACACGGCACAUCGCGAGGGCGCACAGACCUUCUUGCCAGUUCAGGCUGAUGGUGACGGGAUGUGCCAAGUGUUGGCAGGUUGGGCUUUGUGCAGCGCGGCGCGACCCGCAGAAGAGCUCAGGGCCAUCGACUCAGGGGGAGAGAAGAUGAGAGAAGACCGAGCUGCCACGAUGGUCUUCCUGGAUGAGAAUGGCUUUAACUUCAACGACUGGGUGAGGUAUGGCUUGGGGUGGCUCCGCCCGGCAGAGGAGGAGGAGAAGCGCCGUAGCAUCCAACAGCGCAUCGACGAAGUCACACGCCUGCAGCGUGCGGCCCAGUGCGCUGCUCCACCUCCUUCCCAGGGGACGGAGGAGCAGCCGGCAUUGGAGAUCCCAGAGGGGGCCGAUCGUGCGGUGAUCGACUCUUGCCGCCGGCAAGUGCGCGAGUGGCUUGAGUCGACCACAGACAGUCCUUUGGAGAUCCCAAUGGAGAAUGCCUUUCAGCGACUCCUGAUGCACACGAUCAUUGCUCAGGAGUUCCCAUCGGUCUACAGCCAUUCGGCCCGCCGUGACGGCGAACGCUUUCUGUGUGUCUACAAAUCCCAGGCGGAGGUCUACGAGGAGCAGCUUCGUGCGCUUCAGGGGGAGAUGGAUGCGCUGGACGCGGAGGUGGGCGUUCGCAGCCUCACCGAUGAGAUCACCAAGAGUCAAACGCCUUUGGUGGGACACAACUGCUUUUACGACUUCCUGCACCUCUACCAGUCCUUCUACGCGGAUCUUCCAGAGUCAAUCCAGGAAUUCAAGGCUUCCUGGCUCCAACUCUUCCCGCAGACCUUGGACACCAAGUUCCUGGCCGAGGCGCAUGAGCUGCUGGUUGGCCUCCAACCACCUGCGAACCUCAAGGGCCUUUGCGACUUCAUGAUGCAGGCCUCCAAGACCGACUCAACACCAGAGCCUUUGCCCGUGACCUUCGAGGUCAAUAACCUCACGGGAGUCGAGUAUCGUUUGCCAAACGUUGUUCCAGGCGAAGCUUUGUUGGAGGAGGACGGGUCUCAUGAGGCAGGCUACGAUGCCCUGAUGACCUCAUUGGUCCUGGUACACCAACUCUCACACAUUUUGGGCAAGAAGCGCAUCCCAUGGAGUCAGUUGGACUUUGCGCCACUGCGGAAGCGUCACGCCAAUGACCCGCGACGCUCUCUGACCGAGAUGCUGCCACUGUCCGUGAACCGCAUUCGUUUGGUCAAGGCGCAGCCUAAUGUCAUCAACUUGAGCGGACGGGAUGAGGCCGACAUGAGCCGCCACUUUCUCAUGUCGGGCUACCCCGCCAGCUGGAAGAAGUGGGACUUGAUGAAGGUGUGGUCUCCACUAUGGGUGGGCCUCUCCUACAUCGAUGACACCUCCUGCUGGGUCAUCGCCAGGAAUGAAGCCGAUGCGAUCAGCAUCCAGAAGAUCUACAAGAUGAUUGAGGAGCCGAGCUUCAAGCUGAUGAGCUAUGAGGAGCACAAGGCUGCCGAGGCGGAUUGUCUUCAAACCCACGAGCUUUGGUCAGGACUCCCGGAGCCGGAGGAAGAGCCAAAGGCCAUGUGCUAA
This is a messenger RNA of Durusdinium trenchii, 1683 nucleotides long. The record is from the annotation of a GenBank genome assembly. Lineage: Eukaryota; Dinophyceae; Suessiales; Symbiodiniaceae.